Messenger RNA from Bubalus bubalis (water buffalo), 1570 nucleotides. RefSeq names its product guanylate kinase 1 (gene GUK1). Gene Ontology annotation, biological process: purine nucleotide metabolic process. The transcript has 8 exons. The record is from RefSeq and is a predicted model, not a curated record. Gene Ontology annotation, cellular component: cytosol. NCBI's taxonomy places the organism in Eukaryota, Metazoa, Chordata, Mammalia, Artiodactyla, Bovidae. Gene Ontology annotation, molecular function: GMP kinase activity. The coding region runs from base 623 to 1555 and encodes 310 amino acids.
GAACUGGUCACUCAGAAAUGACAGAGCGUUGAUGAGCUCCUCUGGAUCCAUUUCUUCUAUCUCUUUCAGCAGGUGGUCAUGUCUGAUUCCCAAGUCCUUCUUCAGGGCGUUUGCAUACAGCCUGAUGGUCCCAGAAUAGCCAUGCUUUAGCCAGAUUACCCAGGUUGGCCUACAUUGCAGAUUAGGAAAGCAGUGCCCACCAGGGGGCCUGCUGGAGAGCUGCCCACGCAGAGUGGCCUGUUCUCCCGGCCCUCACUGCUGCUUGGGGACCUCCACACAGAGAGAGCGCUGCAGGGGCAGGCCAGCUCAUCACACGCGCGUCUGGGCUCUGCCUCCCUCUGGGGCAGUGCAUAGCCUGCCAGCCCCUUAGCUUAGUGCCAGCCUUGAUUCCUGUCUUCUGAGGCUUCCAGUGCACCUAAGCUUCCUCAGCUCGUCUUGUCACAUGGCUGGGGAGGCAGGUGCACUUCUCGGGUGAGGAGCAGCGUUUCCCUCUGCUGAGCAGGUGGUGCGGGCUGCACUGGGAGGGAUUUAGUGCUCAGACAGUGGGGAGCAGGCAAGGAUUACCACUCUCUCAGCUCAGCCAGUGCAGCCCCAAGCUGAGCACAGAGGCUACUCAGAAGGGAUGUCAGGACCAAGGCCCGUUGUCCUGAGCGGACCCUCAGGGGCUGGGAAGAGCACCCUACUGAAGAAACUCCUGCAGGAGCAUGGCAGCAUCUUUGGCUUCAGCGUGUCCCACACGACAAGGGACCCGAGGCCAGGAGAGGAGAACGGCAAAGAUUACUACUUUGUGACCAGGGAGGUGAUGCAGCGCGACAUUGCUGCUGGAGACUUCAUCGAGCACGCUGAGUUCUCAGGGAACUUGUAUGGGACCAGCAAGGCCGCCGUGCGGGCCGUGCAGGCCAUGAACCGCAUCUGCGUGCUGGACGUGGACCUGCAGGGCGUGCGCAACAUCAAGAAGACCGACCUGCGGCCCAUCUACAUCUUCGUGCAGCCGCCCUCACUGGAUGUCCUGGAGCAGCGGCUGCGACAGCGGAACACAGAGACAGAGGAGAGCCUGGCCAAGCGUCUGGCGGCUGCCCGGGCUGACAUGGAGAGCAGAAAUAAAGAAGGCUCAAGGCACUGGUCAGUCCUGAGGAGGCCCGCCAGCCGUGUCCUCUCAGGCUUCCUCCCCCCCGUGCCCUGUCAACCCCUUACCCGUGGAAGCCAGGCCAACAUCCAAAUAAAGAACUGCUGGGUUAGAGUGUCCUUGAGCCUUUGGAUCAUGGCCCUGGGUGGGUGGGUCCACAGUAUACCAUUCCAGAGCCACCCCGUCCCCACUCUGGACAGCCCCGCUCUGACUGGCCACCCCCAGAGGGCAGCAGCCUCCUUACACCUGUGCUCUGGGCUGCCGGCCCCCAGAGAGGCUGCUCCUGAGCUGCCGCACACUCCUUGCCCCGGACUCCCCCCAGGUGGGUGCAGGACCUCAUCUCGCACUGUCUCUGAGUUGCCGUCGAGGCUAGGGUCAGAAGGUCCUGGGGCUCAUCCUUCUCAAACCACUCCUCCUCCCAGUCCCUGACCUGGGCUGAGAGUG